This is a messenger RNA of Myodes glareolus (Bank vole), 2307 nucleotides long. Lineage: Eukaryota; Metazoa; Chordata; Mammalia; Rodentia; Cricetidae. The record is from RefSeq and is a predicted model, not a curated record.
CUAAGGAGACCACUCUAUCACCUGGGCCCACAUCAAGGCAUAGAAUAUUCUCUGCCUCCAGGACCCUCCCCACACUUCAUUCAUGCUAUUUUGCCUCCUGGGGCAGCUACUGCCCUGACAGCUAACACAGCUAACACGGUAUGUGGUCAAGUGUUUCCUGAGUAUGAGCCUUGCCCAGGUGAAAUCGUGACACACAUGCCUUUUCAUGCUUGGCUCCCUUGGUUCUGUGUUACAUAUGGUGCCUGGUUUCAUUCUUGUAUGCGGUCCCAUCAGUAGGCUGCAUGGUCCUUUUGUACAUUGGCUGUCCUGCCAUGGGUGGUUUCCGGUUUACAACGAUCCCACAGCCCAGCCACAAGGCCACAAGCAUGUUGUGUGCUUCUUCCUUUCUGCUGCCUACCCUGGCCAGUUUGCUUGCCCUCUACACGGCUGUGUUUUUCUCGAGAAAGGUAGCGGUUGUCCUGGAUAUCAGUCUUUGCAAUCGACCGUGACUACAUGUGCAGUGUGGGGUUGCAGCCCUGCCUGCCUGUGCUGCGUGGGAUGGAUGAGCGAAUGCCUGGAGUAGUGCCUGGCCCAGGUUGGCAGCCUUCCCUAGUCUUCCCUGUCUCCUCGGACCAAAUCGAACAACUGCACCGGAGGUUCAAGCAGCUGAGUGGGGACCAGCCCACCAUCCGGAACCUGCGCAAGGGAUCCAGUGGCCUGGCCGACGAGAUCAACUUUGAGGACUUCCUGACCAUCAUGUCUUACUUCCGGCCCAUCGACACCACCCUGGGCGAGGAGCAAGUGGAACUGUCCCGGAAGGAGAAGCUGAAAUUUCUGUUCCAUAUGUACGACUCGGACAGCGAUGGCCGCAUCACCCUGGAAGAGUAUAGAAAUGUGGUGGAGGAACUUCUUUCUGGAAACCCUCACAUUGAGAAGGAGUCAGCUCGAUCCAUUGCAGAUGGAGCCAUGAUGGAGGCGGCCAGUGUGUGUGUGGGGCAGAUGGAGACUGCUGUCCUGGAGAGCUGUGUGACUCAGCGAAGCAGAAUUCACAGUCUGGGUGGUGCCACCGUGGCCUCUGUACCACUCUGGGUAGCAUGGAGCACGGUGUCCCGAGAGCAUUGGCUCCUCAGUUAGAAAAGUGGGGUGUUCUCAGGCCUCAACACGGGUCUCAGCACCUGCCAUCUGUGAAAAUCACUGGUGUUGGGGGGCAGCUGAGGGACUGAGCGGGGGCUCGGCCAGAUGUGCACUCUGGUUCAUGGUUUCUGCUUCAUUCUAUCACUGGGGAAACCGAUGCUCAGCCCAAAAGAUUCUGUGGCACGUGUGACCUUUCCUUGCAGGGUGGGGUGCAGCCCAGCAGCCCCAGAACCAACUAGGGUGGGUAGAUGUCACCUCCAGGGCCCAGGCUUCCAGCAAGCUCUGGCCUCCUUGUACCUGUUUUGACAACAGCCUCGGAGUGGAGAUGGGUCCAUGCUGGCUCCCACCCUCUGUGUCACUUGCCUGUCCUGAGGAUCUUCACUCCCCAGAGGCAGAGCUGCCUUCCUGGCUUGUGCUUAUCUGGCCCCAGUAACACUGCUGUGCUCUGUGUAUACCGCCUCAGGGAAGGGCCCUGACCUGAUAGAGAGCAGAGCUCCCCUUUGUAACUGGGGCAGAGCCAAACACCCAUUUGGUUUGGUUACACUCUCCUGUAAAUGACUCCCUGUCCCACUCCACAUUCAGCUGGGGACUUCUCUUAAUUUGCUGUAGUGAAACUGUUGGCAGCUGGUGCCUGCCUCACAGGUGGGAUCCCCAGGAGGGUGGGGACAGAGCCGCCAGGGAGCCUGGCAUGCGUGCCUAUGACGGAGCACACACUGUGUGCAUCAGCCAGAUCCGCACAGACCCAGCUCGGGCUGAGCUGUGGGUCGGGGCGGCCGCUGGCAUCCGAUGGUGAUCAAUGCUUCUGACCACACUACUCACCGAAGACCAGAGAGCCACCCACCAUUCCUGCUUUGAUGUCUUUCCAGAGCCACUUACUGACUUAGGGCGGUGACUCUUUAAGUACCAUCUCUAGACCGUGUCUGUGCAGGGAUCUUGGUGGGGAGAGAGAAGGAGGGGCUGCUAAGUUAGACUUCAUCCUGGCUUCGCCAACUCCCAGCCUCUGUCCUUGCCAGCUCCACACUCCUGCUGGAUUCCCCACAGCAGGGCUAGUCUAUUAUUAGCUCCUCUCACCCAGCCUGGGAGCCUGGUGCCCUGGAGAAGGGGUGGACACUUCUCUCUCCCUGAGCGGGAGGAACAGAGAGGAAUAGCCCCUGGGGACAGAGCAAGCCCAGGCCAGUGGAAAACUGGGGGGGG